This is a messenger RNA of Pseudophryne corroboree (corroboree frog), 1503 nucleotides long. RefSeq names its product putative nuclease HARBI1. The coding region runs from base 96 to 1217 and encodes 373 amino acids. The record is from RefSeq and is a predicted model, not a curated record. The transcript is spliced from 4 exons. NCBI's taxonomy places the organism in Eukaryota, Metazoa, Chordata, Amphibia, Anura, Myobatrachidae.
ACCACAAUUGUAAAAACAGUUAUUGUGUAAAAUUUUGGAAAACUUUGAAUUAUUUUUUUUUAACAUUUCUUAACAUUCUCUCCAAAAAGUGUGUGAUGUCAAUACAUAUUGCGGCAGAAGCCCUACCUCCCCAACCCACGCCAGCACUCCCACCCCAACCGCCAGCCCCACAACCACAGCCGGCUCCUCAUCAACCAAGGCAACGGAGGCGUGCUAGGCCACCAAUUUUCAGAACCCGUGUCAGACUUUUUGGGAUGCCAGAUGAUGUGGUGGUGCGUAGAUACCGGCUGCCACCACAUCUAAUCCUAGACACUCUCUCCAUAAUAGAGAGUGAUCUGGAGUCUGAAAUUCGGUAUCCUACAGCAAUACCACCAUUGACACAAUUCCUUGCAGUGUUACAUUUUUUGGCCACAGGAUCAUUCCAGCAUGUGGUUGGAGACCUGGUUGGCAUGUCGCAGGGCCAGUUCAGUAAGGUCCUGCGACGUGUCUGCCAGGCUUUCCUCAAGCGUGUUAAGCAAUUUAUUGCUAUGCCUUUGGAUGUUGGUGCCCUAGAUGUGGUGAAGCGGCAAUUUGCGGAAGGUGGUAGUCGCUUCCCACAUGUUAUUGGGGUUGUGGAUGGCACACAUGUAGCUAUUCAGCCACCAAAACAUAAUGAAGAAAUUUAUAGAAACAGGAAACUGUUUCAUUCUCUGAAUGUAAUGGUUGUUUGUGGGCCAUCCCUCCAGAUCCUUUCCCUGAACGCAAAGUUUACUGGAAGUUCCCAUGAUGCGUAUGUCAUUAGACAAUCAGGGAUAUGGCAGAGAUUAAGAUCAAGUCAACGACCAGACAUGUGGUUAUUGGGAGACCGUGGAUAUCCUUGCACCCCCUGGCUCAUGACUCCUUACCGUAAUCCCAGGCCAGGACCACAGAUGGCAUUUAACUCCGCGCUUACUGCCACUAGGCAGCUGGUGGAGCGCACAAUUGGUGUCCUGAAAGGGCGGUUUCGUGUUCUCCACCGCACUGGUGGCGACAUCAUGUAUUCGCCGGAGAUGGCAAGUAAAAUAGUGGUCCUGUGCGCAAUACUCCAUAAUAUCGCGGUAAGGAGUAGUGUAGAGCUUCCUCAGGCAGAGGAAUUGCCUGAUGAGGAGCCAGGGGUUGUGCCACGCUUCGGUGGGGGGAGUGUGACACGGAGGGGGAGCCAAGUGAGGGCAAGAAUUGUAGCAGAAUAUUUCAGCUGAAUGAUCACACGAACUGUGGACAACAACAACGGCAAAACUCCCCACCCCCUUCCCCUUCUCACUCCCCCUCCCCUUCUCACUCCCCCUCCCCUUCUCACUCCCCCUCCCCUUCUCACUCCCCCUCAGCUUCCCAGUCCCCCUCAGCUUCCCAGUCCCCCUCAUCUUCCCAGGCCCCAUCAGCUUCCCUGGCCCACUCCACUUUACAUUCCCCUUCUCACCACACCUCUCCAUCUCUUUCUGGGACCCCUUCUCCUCCUUCCCAUACCCCUUCUCCUUCAAAAUCAAC